Molecule: messenger RNA, 1907 nt
Organism: Schistosoma mattheei
Lineage: Eukaryota; Metazoa; Platyhelminthes; Trematoda; Strigeidida; Schistosomatidae
Source: the annotation of a GenBank genome assembly
UGCUUGAAUAUCUGGGUUACCUGUUUCUGCCAUCUAAUUAUUCAACAAGUUAUCUGUUUUUACAUUUGUUUUAACUUAUCAUUAUGUCUAUUAGUCGCAUAUUCUAUUUAGGCGCUUUUAUAAAAAGCCUACGACCUUUCGCUGCACAAGUUACAAAAAGUACUAUAAAAGACAUCGUGAAAGAAAAUGAACGAAUUUUCGGUCUUAUAUGAUGAUGUUUGUCAGCGUGUUUCACGAUCCCUUAUGGAAGCACUGAAACCGUUUGACGGUAUCGAUACAGUUGCUACUCAUGGUGGAUAUAAUCCAGUGUAUUUAGAGGAAGUGGGGCGUCCUGUUGUCCCGCCAAUAACUUUGUCGUCUACUUUCCAACAGCUUUCUCCUGGUGUUGCAAAAUAUGACUAUUCUAGGUCUGGGAAUUUCUCUCGGGAGUGUUUGGAAAAGUGCAUAGCAUCUCUGGAAGAUGGCCAUGACUGCUGCGUCUUUAGUUCUGGUCUUGCAGCCUUAGGAACUCUCAUUCAGGUCUUAUCAAGUGAUGACCACAUCGUUGCGUUCGAUGAUCUAUACGGAGGAAAUGGACGAUAUCUGCGUCGACUUGCUUCGAAAUCUGGAAUAACAACUACUUUCGUUGACAUGCGUGACUUGAAUUUGUUUCAACAGGCGUUACAGAAAAACACUCGCUUAGUCCUUAUAGAAUCUCCAUCAAAUCCUUUAAUGCGUCUGGUCGAUAUAAGUGCUGUUGCGUCUAUCGCUCAUGAGUUUAACAAAGAAAUUAUUGUUGUUGUUGACAAUACUUUCAUGAGUUCUUAUUUUCAACGUCCACUUGAUCAUGGAGCAAAUGUUGUCCUACACUCUCUCACAAAGUAUAUGAAUGGACUGGGAAAAUUCGGGUUUUACGAAGUGUUCAAACACAUAUACAACGGUUUCCUAUCUGAAGAAAACGCGUAUUUAUGGAGAACAUCUGUGUACCUGGCGGCCAGUGCCAGUGCAGAAUUUUUCGCUGAUAUUAUGCUUUGUCCCAUGGAAGCUGUGAAAGUACGAAUACAAACAAUGCCGGGUUGGGCUAGUACACUCAGAGAAGGUGUACCAAAAAUGUACAGAAAUGAAGGCCUUGUUGGAUUCUACAAGGGUCUUCCUCCGCUAUGGGGACGACAAAUCCCGUACACAAUGAUGAAGUUCGCUUGCUUCGAACGCACUGUGGAAGCAUUGUACAAGCAUGUUGUACCAAAACCACGCGAAAAAUGUUCAAAAAGUGAACAGUUAGUUGUAACUUUUGCAGCGGGUUACAUCGCGGGUGUAUUUUGUGCUAUCGUAUCCCAUCCUCCUGACACAAUAGUGUCGAAAUUAAAUAAGGAUCCAAAUGCACGCCUGGUGGAAGUUGCCAAAAAUUUGGGGCUAAUGGGUAUGUGGAGCGGAUUGGGUCCUCGUAUUAUCAUGAUUGGAACAUUAACAGCCUUACAAUGGUUCAUUUAUGAUGGCUUUAAAGUAGCAAUGCAGUUGCCGCGUCCCCCACCUCCAUCUAUGCCGGAGUCGUUGAAGAACGGUUUCAAUGUUGUUUAGUUUUAUUGGUGACGACGAAUAUAAUAAAUCAUCUGUAUUAAGUACCUCUGUUACCUGUUCUACUGGGGACCAAUUAAUUUGUGAGUCAAAAGAACUGUUGGAAGCAGUAGAGAAACAACCGUUUUUUAAUCUGUCCACAUCACUAUAGGUGCCCAUUUUUUCAGUGGUUUGGGUAGACUUAAUAAUAUCACCCAGCUCUGUCCCUAAAGAGAGUUUUGUUUCAAAAGUAAAAAGGUCGACUGAUUUGUGGAAACCGCUCAACUGCUGAAAUGGUGAACCAGCAAAAAUAACACUUUGGGUAGUAGUAGGAAGCUGAGGAUUCGUUAGUUCUUCAUCUAAUAAAGUUGAUG